AUGCCAUGGAAGAAGAAUUUGUUGGAACGCGACGUUGAACCGACCUGCUCUUGUACUGAUCCAAUCGCCGCUGAGUGGGCAACAAACAAAUUCUUUGCGGAUGCUGCGACUUCUGCUGCGACCCCGGCUGGUUAUUAUCAAGCAUUCAACAAUGGACAAGCGUGGAUUUCAGGAGAUGGGUUUAUUGGACACACGACAAUUGAUGAGUACGACAGCAGUAUCUGUGCGGCCAUUUGCGAUGGCAUUGAUGAAUGUUCCUCAUUCGAGAUCUACUUUGAGAAGGAAAUUGGUGGUCCAGCUCCAGCAAUCAAGUGUUCGUUUUGGGCUGGAGCAAUUGCUGCCAGUGGUUCUAGCAGCACAAAUGCCGUGAUCGCCGGUUGUAAUGGCUACACUAACAGCACCCUCACAACUCCCAAAGGGUUUGAUAUUCCGGUGUUCAUGGCGGGCGCGGCAAUUCAUCCACCACCGACUCCUGGAGCAUUCCUCGGCUCGAAGAUCUUUAAUGGACCAUUCGACACGUCGAAUUGCGCGGAGGCGUGCAGCUCAAUCGGCUGCAAAUUCUUCAACACCUACAUUGUCUCUAAGAAUGGUGUGAACCAGGGCCAAUAUUGCGACAUGUACGCCCAGCCAUUCGGACCAGAAUGGGCAACAGAAACCGGAAGAUCGGAUGGGAAGACAAAUUUUACUAUCUCUCAUAGCUUUGCCUGCGGUGCGACCGAAGAAAAACGCGGUGAGAGUCUGUCUAGCGGCGAACCCGGCGCUCCACCGGCCACAACACCGGCCAGCGGCAAUGGCAAGGGAGGUUCCUGGGAAGAGCGGCAUCCUUGGCACGGAAGUAGCCCUUAUGCGGGCAACAGUGCCAGCAGUGCCAGCCAAAGUACACGGUCAAGUUCCUCGACUUGGAAGCGCGGAGAUCAGACGUCUCAAGCAGGUCCUGCGCACUCGACAAUUGUUGCUUCGCCGACCGGCAAGGGCCAGAAACCUGCAACUGGCUCUUCGACUAACAAACCCGACGGCCACUCAGGAAGUUCAGACCCUGUUGAUGCAACCAGCGUGAAUCCAUCCUCAGUCGCUCCAACCUCGACUGGUCUAGGGGAUGCUGGCACGAGCCACAGAGGUGGACAGCCGACCAAUUCGAGACCAGGGCGGCCCGGUCGUCCCAGUAGCUCAGUGGGCAACCCCGUCAAAGAUCACCCUGGAAGCAGCCCUAAUGGCUCUGGGACUCCAGCUUCUUCUACUUCAGAGACCCCGCAAAAUCCUGGCUCCUCCGCAUGGGGUGACUGGGAUAACUGGAGUAUUACUACUCUCUCAACCCCAGGUGCAACCUCCUUGCCAAACUUCGACUCCCUCGACGACCAAGUCAGGUAG
Cladophialophora psammophila CBS 110553 is the source of this 1368-nucleotide messenger RNA. RefSeq lists its product as uncharacterized. The transcript has 2 exons. Bases 1 to 1368 code for a protein of 455 amino acids. The record is from RefSeq and is a predicted model, not a curated record. Lineage: Eukaryota; Fungi; Ascomycota; Eurotiomycetes; Chaetothyriales; Herpotrichiellaceae.